AUGAGGGAGGCAAUGGCAAAUCUACAUCCUUUAUUAGACCAUGAGGAUCGCGAACUUCCGGGGCAAGAGGAUGUUGUCCGCCUUAUUCGCGUCAUUGCCAUUAUAAUGAAAUAUCAGGUUAACAUAAGACAUCAACCAGAACGACCAAGGCGAAACAGACAUGUAAAAGGAUGGUUUGGCCGUAACACUUGCAAGAUAGUAGAUGAAAAUUUGACACAAUUCGGCGGAAGUGAAAGGACCGUUGACCUUGAGCAAAUCCACAAUAGCUUGAAACGAACAGGACCACAGUCUCCAGAAGAAUUUUUCGCAAACUUUAUGACCAUGCUUCUUGUGCAGGUGGGACCUUAA
Cylicocyclus nassatus is the source of this 348-nucleotide messenger RNA. NCBI's taxonomy places the organism in Eukaryota, Metazoa, Nematoda, Chromadorea, Rhabditida, Strongylidae. The record is from the annotation of a GenBank genome assembly.